UUUUUAUAUCAAUUUAACGUCUAUUCGAAGCAGUAAAUGUUCUCCUCGUGAACAGUUCGAAUUUUUCUUACGUUCGAUCUAAGAAACAAAGAAAAUUAUGAACGAGGUAACCUUACCUCCAUCGCCAAAUUGGUACUUGAGUACUAUAUUAGUAUGCUCAAACGACGGUACCAUUGCAUGGGGUUCUAAAAAUGCAAUUGUCAUUGGAAAACAUGCGGUGGAUAGCAAGAUUUUCAAGUUUGACAUCAUUCCAAAUGCCCAUGACAUGAAAGUAAACUCGCUUACCUUUUCACCACAGUUUGGUCAGUUCGAGAAGAACUGGCUGGCUUCGGUAGGAGGUGACUACGUCGUUAGAGUAUGGGACCUGGAUACCUUAAGUGCGAUAAAAUCGUACUCAUGUAUUGAUCUGGAACAAAAAAUGAUAUGCAUGGAUUGGUCAAAAGCGAAUGUCAAUGUGAUAUGCUGCAUAACCAGUGAUGGAUACGUGGUCUCUUGGAACAUAACUUACAACAGUGCUCAAUUAAUUUCAUUAGGGAAGUUUAAUGCAACCUGCAUCUCUUGUUGCCCACAUGAUGCUUAUCUCGUGGCUGUUGGUGGAAAAUUUGGUCUAGUGUGCAUUGUAGAUUUACAUGGCACGGGAACAGUAAAGUACAAACUAAGGGGUCAUGAUAGUGAAAUAGUAAGUCUGUCAUGGUGCCCGACAGAUGUCAACGUUUGCGAAGGUACCGAUGCAAAAGAUAUGCUUUUAGCUUCUGGGGCAAAGGAAAGAUCCAUUUACAUAUGGAAAACUGGCAAAGAUGCUCGUUACCAAACUGACCUUGUCCUCCCAUCUGGUCCACUGCAUUCCCAUCAGCACAGAAGCAAAUUAAGCACAACUGUAGGCAAUUGGACCGUAGUCAAUUGGAUCAAGCCGAAACUUCUCUUAGCAAGUUCAAGUUGGGGAGAACUCAUUUCAUGGGAUUUUUCCCUCUGGCAAAAAACGAAAGUUCCUUGGAAACUGGUUCAUGGUCACCAUCUCAGAGGAUUGUUUUGCAUUGUCGAAGAUAUAUCGGGACAGUCUGAGAAGGAGCUUCCUGAAUCCUCGCCUGACGAUUGGAGAUCAAACACAGAGAAGAUGGAAAUAAAGAUUUGGACAACUGCUCAGGACCGUCGAGUGCUAUGUUGUAAAUAUGAUGGAGAUAAAACUACAAUACUUUGUGACAUGCCUACUCAAGCUGGUUUCGUGUACUGUAUGGCUGCUUGCCCCUUGGAUACUUCACGCAUAGCAUUUGGUGUGGGUGAUAUGAUGUUACGAUUAUGGAAUUUGUCCGAGCCUCAUGAAAACACAUUCGACAUAACAGUAUUAUGGCAAAAAAUCAAAGGAAAAGUUAUGACAGUAUCAUGGCAUCCAGAAAAAGAAAACCUGUUAGCGUUUGGUACUGGAGAAGGUCGAGUUGGUGUGUUUGAUGUAAAUGUAAAUAAACCACCGAUCUUGUAUAGACAGUAUCACAGAUACAACAUCUACUCACUUGGUUGGGGUCCUGCUCCGAGUCAGAAACCUGGAAAAUAUUUUCUGUUCUCCUGCGCAGACGGAGAAUUAGUCUAUUAUGAUCCUGAGAAACCGAAUCAAGAGCCCAAAUCCGUGGUGAAGAAAGGAUGCACGGAAUUUUCAUGGAAGCCAGAUUUUACAUGCUUAGCACUAGGCUUUGAAGAUGGGACUGUUUCAUUCCUUGAUCAAAAGCUUUCGAAAUGUGGAAAGACUAUCCACUCGUUGAAGAAAGCUGUUUAUCGCCUUGCUUGGCAUCCAUGCAGUACAGCCACCGAUCUAACACUUUCGGCCUUUCGAGACUAUCUAGCUGUUGCAAUAAACGCUAGCACAAUUACCGUCUUUAAUAUAUCUAAUACAUCUGCCGAUGCAGUUGACUCGAUAACAGAUCAAUUAAACGAUGUAUCCAUUAAGGACGAUGAAUCCAUAAAGUAUGACGUAGUGGCCACAUUGAAUGGACAUGUGGAUAAAGUCGUAUGUCUGGCUUGGAGCCCUCACUUUAGUGGAUACUUAGUAUCUGGUAAUUAUAACAACUCUGCCCAGGUCUGGAAAAUUGAAACCGAAGAACUGUUAGGUACAUUUACUGGGCAUUCGAGUCCUGUGGUCAGUUGCAUGUGGAGUCCCUUGGAUCCUGAUUUGAUCAUGACUGGAUCAGCUGAUUUCACUCUUCGUGUUUGGAAGCUUUCUGAUCAAAAACCUGUACUGCCCGCACCCAGGUCAGGAAAAAAAGCUCGCUCUAAAAAAGCGAAAGGAAAAUCAGAAAUGAUUGAGAAAACUCAGGAGAGUGAAGUUGUCGCGACCAUUGCAGAGAGUCCUGUGGAUGGGACCGUGGAAGUAAUACAGCCGAUCCAUCGGACGAAUGGCCAAAUGUUACUAAAACUACCGGCUGCGAAGGAAAUUCAGAAACAAAGAGGAAAGAGGAUAACCUACUUCCCAGGGUACGCAAAAAUCACUCAUGACACUUCGAGUCUUCUCCUGUCGAUGAGAUCACUUCUUCAAAGUGCAGACACUAAGAAGGGCGAAGACAGUCCUGAUAAUUCCGAAGUGACAGAGAUGCCUAAAAAUGAAGAACUACAACCGGAGCAUACAGAGGCCUGCUUGCCAUCUCUCUUCUGCGAAAGCAGGGAAGAUCUCUUAUCACUGCUGAACUCCGAAAAGAAAAUACAUUCCUCAAAGGACCAGCACAACAUAGCAACCGAGAUGGACAUGUGGAGUAAUAACCUCCGAAAGAACCUAGAGUCAGCGGUUAAGGAAAGGCGUUUAAAUGAUUACUUGGUGUCUCUCGCGCCUUCUCUUUCCUUAAGAACGUGGCAGGAGAUGUGCGAAGCCUACGCUGACCAACUGAUCUUCGAAGAGAAUAUACCCAAGGCUGUGUCGUACUUAUUAUGUAUCCACAAGAUUCACAAAGCUAUUGAAAUCUUCAAAAAUGCCAAGAUGUAUCGAGAGGCAUAUGUCCUGGCCAGGUGUAAAUUAGACGUUCAGAAAGAUGAUCCACUUUUGAAAAGCUUGCUGGAAGAGUGGGUCAAUAUUGCUAUUAAAGAUGGCUCCCUCGAAGAGGCUACUCUGUGUUACAUUAAAUUAGGAAAUUUCUCUGUGGCUGCCAAGACGCUCGGACGACGAAUCGACUCUCGUUAUUUAGAACUAGCGACUGAAUUAGCAUUUAUAGCUGGCGAUGAAAAACUCGGAGAAUCUUUGAUCGAUCAAACCAUCACGCAGACUUUGCUUACUUGUGAUUGCAAGAAAGCUCGGGCAAUGAUAGAGAAAUUCCCACGAGCAAAAUAUUACAAGGUGCAUCUGGAUGCCUUCGAGAAGCUGCAAGAAAUCCUCGCCAAUAAGGAACAGCUGGUAAAUGUGUCAAAGUGGCUCUCAGGGAACUCGGAAUACAGCUUGCUGGAUAACUUGAAAAAUCAACAGGAGAAUUGCUCCUCCUUUUACGAGAAUUUAAUGAAGUACAAUUGCAACCUCAUUACAGACAGCAAAGUAAAGAUGCGAGUCAAAGUCAGCCAUCAAAUCGCUUUAGCUGCGAUCGCGGAUUCGGUGGAAAAACAGCUUCAUCAUAUUGUCACUGCGUUGGGCAGUAUUUCUCAAUUUGAAACGACGUAUUCUCAGACAUCUUUGGAGAAAAACAAAAGUGUACUCUUGACGGUACUGAGUAGUCUGGAUGCAAAAAGUCCGAUGGACAGUGGAAGUAUAUUCAACUACGAAGGAAGCUCUGUUGCAAAGAGUCUACGAGCUUAUCUAUGCUUGGGACUCUUGAAUUGGCUGACCGAUGAAGAUGCAACUGAGAAGGAUGAAGAAACAAACAGUUCGCAAAAGAUUGAGGUUAUAAAUUUGAUCGAGAAAUAUCUGGAGGAUGGUUUGGACCGCAGGUCGGUUCUUCAUUGGACGAGGACGAGUGAGAUUAAUAAAUUGGAGACUGCGCUGGCUUCGUUGAUGGUUUCAGGAAAGGUAAAUCAACCAGAGGAUGAUUCUGAACAGAAGCCAAGUGAUGAAAAUACAACGUCUCUCAUGGAACAACUGGAUCAAGCAAAGAAGGAAAAGAACAGCUUCCUGGAGGAACGUAUCUGCACUCCAAAUCCUAUGUUAAUAUACAGCAAGGCUACUAAACUGGGUACGGAGGAUUAUCCUCUGGAAGAUAGUAUUAAGACAAAGUUCUCAAAUGCUUUAUUCAAGAUCUGGACAGCAGCUGUUUCGAAUGACAAGUAAGAAGGAUAGUCUUAGAAGUAUUUACAGUGUAUACCAUGUACAGAUUUAUUUUAUUUUUCUAUGGUAAUGAAGCAGUGUUUUGUUAAAAAAAUCAGAUAAGUUACUCUCGAGUUUUUUUUAUGACUGUAUAUUACUUCAAGAUGUUACUCUGCUGUGGCAGAAAUCUUAAUUGUGAAUGACGUAUGAACGUAUUUACAUGAUAAUUAAUAUACCUUUUCAUUGUCUAGUUA
Molecule: messenger RNA, 4461 nt
Organism: Orussus abietinus
Lineage: Eukaryota; Metazoa; Arthropoda; Insecta; Hymenoptera; Orussidae
Gene: rig
Product: gem-associated protein 5
Exons: 16
Coding region: 98-4231 (1377 amino acids)
Molecular function (GO): protein binding
Source: RefSeq, a predicted model, not a curated record